Molecule: messenger RNA, 639 nt
Organism: Knipowitschia caucasica
Lineage: Eukaryota; Metazoa; Chordata; Actinopteri; Gobiiformes; Gobiidae
Source: the annotation of a GenBank genome assembly
AUGAGGCCCGAGCCCGGCCCGAACUCAGGUCGGGCCUCGGGCCUGCUCGGGCUCGGGCUGAAAAGCGAAACUCAGAGCCAGGCUCUGCCUGUCCCAGACACUGAAGACCUGCUCCCACAGGACGAGAACACUGAAGACCUGCUCCCACAACAGGAGAACACUGAAGACCUGCUCCCACAGAAGGAGAACGCUGAAGGCAAUGGCAUUGAAAACGACACUGAGGACAUCGGAGAGAAGAUCUUGGCAUCAAACAACCACUCAGCCGCAUUCCUUGAAGAAGGAGACCUGUUGCCUUCUAAAAAAAGGAACGCCAUCAAGUGUAGGUACAACAGCUGCCGCUGGCCCAAAGGCUCUGAUGGCCUGGUCUCAAUCCCCUACACUGUGAGCCGUGCCUUCAAUUCUUAUGAGAAUCGAAUGAUCGAAGGCGCUCUGGGAGGCUUUGCAUCCAAAACUUGCAUCCGCUUUGUCCCCCGUCGCAGCGAGAGAGACUUCAUCCGCGUUGAGAACCGAGCAGGCUGUUUCUCUUCUCUGGGGAAACAGGGCGGGCGCCAGGUGCUGUCACUCAAUAAAAAUGGUUGUGUUUACACUGCCAUUAUCCAGCAUGAGUUCAACCACGCUCUGGGCUUCAAGCACGAGUAG